Dichomitus squalens LYAD-421 SS1 is the source of this 1080-nucleotide messenger RNA. RefSeq lists its product as uncharacterized. NCBI's taxonomy places the organism in Eukaryota, Fungi, Basidiomycota, Agaricomycetes, Polyporales, Polyporaceae. The record is from RefSeq and is a predicted model, not a curated record. Bases 1 to 1080 code for a protein of 359 amino acids. The transcript has 3 exons.
AUGGCUCCCACCCGCAAACCCUUCACAAACGCUCAAAACACCGUCACAACCGCGACCCCGUCCCGCCGACGCCGCUCCUCCAACGACCCCUCCAAGAAGAAGAGGCAGGCCGGGGACAAGGACGCCGCAAAGAAGCCGCUCAAGCCGUCGUCCACCUCUCCCAACGUCCCGCGCGCGCGGGAGUACAGCGUCCCUCGGCACCUCAAGAAUGUCAAGAGCGUCCCCCAGCACGCGCCCUUCGAGCCGCGCAUCGCUGCUGCCGACAUCGAGGUCGCCUGCCAAGCUGCGGAGGCGAAGGCACGCGCGGCGAACAUGGGCCACCUCGACGAGAUGCAGCUCGGGCAGGAGGCCGCUGCCCUCCUGGGCCCCGGCCUGGACCGCGUCCCUGGACGCGUCGUGUUCGGCGACGACGCGCUGCGCAAGUACAGCAAGUCGGCGGGGCUGAACGAGCACGUCCAGACCGACGAGCGCGACGUCGUGCGGUAUGAACACCCGGACGCAUGGGAACGCCGCCAACGCGCGAAAAGCCGCCCCCCGCCUCUCCCGCACACCGACCUCGAGCUCCCCGUCGUGUGCGUCAACAACGCGAACGCCUUCGGGAUCGACGCGAUGCUCACAGGCCGGCACGGCUUCGCGUGGAUAGUCACCCCGGAGUGCUCGGAGCUCGACCGCCUCGGGCCGUUCCACUUGUUCAACAACCCGGGGCCGAUGGACAGCUGGUACAUCCGCAAUUGGCACUAUUGCGGCAGGUACUACGCUCACCGGACUGGGCGGCAGAUGAACCUCGACGGGUGGCAGAAGCUCCCUCAAGCGACCAAGGACGCUGCGACGGGCAUCAACACGGCCGUCCCAAGCGGGCUGUGCGUCGAGCUCGUCAUCCUCCAGUUCUGCGGGCUCCCCGACUGGACCGUCUGGGGUAAGCUUCACGAGGCUGCUGCUAACUGUGUUAGGCCCGCGAAGCCUCCCGGCACUCCCCCGAACCGUCUUGCUCUUCCGAGGCUGUUCGCGAAGCACGGACAGGUGCUGAUCGACGAGCACGCGCACAUGCAGUCCAUACGCCUGACAGGCCGACGGCUAUAG